This is a messenger RNA of Rhineura floridana, 4126 nucleotides long. It is a transcript of the gene HDAC11, whose product is annotated as histone deacetylase 11. Gene Ontology annotation, molecular function: histone deacetylase activity. Lineage: Eukaryota; Metazoa; Chordata; Lepidosauria; Squamata; Rhineuridae. Bases 391 to 1290 code for a protein of 299 amino acids. The record is from RefSeq and is a predicted model, not a curated record. The transcript is spliced from 10 exons.
UAAAGCGGAGGACGGACGUGCUGCCCCCGUCGUCUCUAAGGGGGAUGGGUCAGGCAGAGGGCGACGCGAAGGGACGUCGGGGCGCCCUCUCCCUGCCCGUUCUCAACUGCCUCAUCGUAGGCGCAGGACUCAGGGGCGCCAUUUCGGGCGUGGGGGUCGCAGAGGCGACGGUAGGAAGGGAAGAAACUCCCAGGCCUCUUGUGUAUAGUUAGCCCCGUAUUAAACUGCAAAAAACACACAGCUGCGUCGUCUUUAAGCGGUUGUUGUGGCUACUCUGCCCUGUCUCAUAAUAAGCAGCGACGACGUAGGCCUCACAGGACAGAACUAUAUCAAGAUAUCCCACCAACAUGCUGGCCUAUUGUAUAUUCUCCAGAUUACAACAUUACAUUUAUGGGACUGGAGAAACUACAUCCAUUUGAUGCCGGAAAAUGGGGAAAAGUAAUAAAUUUUUUGAAAGAAGCAAAACUAAUUGCAGAUGACUUGAUUGUACGAGCUCGAGAAGCAACUGAAGAAGAUCUUUUAGUUGGUCACACAAGAAACUACUUGAAUCGAUUAAAGUGGUCAUUCGUUGUGGCUACAAUUACAGAAAUUCCACCUGUCCUUUUUAUGCCCAAUUUCCUUGUUCAGAGAAAGGUACUAAGGCCCCUAAGAACUCAAACAGGAGGAACAAUAAUGGCAGGGAAGCUGGCUAUUGAGAGAGGAUGGGCAAUUAACGUUGGUGGUGGCUUUCAUCACUGCUCAAGCGAUAAAGGUGGAGGAUUUUGUGCAUAUGCAGAUAUCUCAUUGGCCAUAAAGUUUUUAUUUGAAAGAAUAGAAGGAGUUUCUAGGGCAACGAUCAUAGAUCUGGAUGCGCAUCAGGGAAAUGGCCAUGAAAGAGACUUUAUGGAUGACAAACGAGUGUAUAUUAUGGAUGUUUACAAUAGAUAUAUUUAUCCAGGAGAUGGAUUUGCUAAACGAGCCAUAAGGCGGAAAGUUGAAUUGGACUGGGGCACAGAAGACACAGAAUACCUUCAAAAAGUAGAAACGCAUGUAGAAGGUGCAUUGAAUGAAGUGAAAUCGGACAUAAUCAUUUAUAAUGCCGGAACUGAUGUUUUGGAUGGGGACCCCUUGGGAGGCCUGGCUAUUUCACCUCAGGGAAUUAUUGAACGAGAUGAAAUAGUUUUCAGAGCUGCAAGAACGCACAGAACUCCUAUCUUGAUGGUGACCUCUGGAGGCUAUCAGAAGAGGACAGCACGGAUUAUUGCAGAUUCUCUUCUCAAUUUGCAUAGCCAAGGGCUUAUUGAAAAGUAGCCUGCAUUUGGUGAAGCUGGAAAUGUCAAGGUAGAAAUUAUGAGUAGAAAAUAAAAAGGAGAUCAGCUAACUUGGCACUAAAGUAUGAGAAUAUUGGGGUUGUUGUAUAAUACUAAGUCAGGUCUUAAUUGUUUAAUAUUUAAACCAAGAGACAAGAAAUACCCCAGUUCUUAUGGAAUUAAUAUAUUCUACUAGGGACUGAAUGGUGACAGUCAAUGGUCCCACAAAGGGUACUAACAUAUAAUGUAUUUCUCACUCUCUCUUCCAGUGCUAUUAAAUGCUGCUUUGUUAGUUUACUAUGGACAUUAAUUCUGGAGUUGGGUAUUUCUUGCUGUUGUCAGAGUAUAAACACAUUAAUAUUUUCUUACCUCACAAUAGUCUAUUUAUUUAAUUAAAAAGCGAAUCAUGUAGUAUCUGAAAAUGUUAACUUACUAUUUUUAUUUGUAAAAGUUACAGGCAGGUUAAUUUUUCAAAAGAAACUCAAGGCAGCUAAUAGAUCCAAACUUCACGCAUUUUAAGUAUAUCACAAUUCCCAUUCCUACUCCCAAUCAUAAGGCCAAAAUAUCAAUGGGGAAAACUAAUCAUCAUCAUCUCAAAACAGCCACAACUGAAACAAUCUCAGAAAUAAACCAGAAUAAAUAAAACUGCUGGCUGGAAACCUUUUUAAACAGCUAUGUUUUUGCCAGCCACCUGAACAGCAAAGUGAUGGAGGAGGCCUGAAGAUAGGUGUUCCAUAGGGUGUGUGCCGCUACAAGAAACAGUCAUAGUCCUGCUCAUCAGCAAUCAUACUUUACAGGGUCGAGGGAUCUGGGGCAGGGCUUCAGAUGUUCAUGAGCAGAGCUUGUAGGGAGAAACAGAAAAGAAGGUGGUUCUUCAGGCAACAUGCCAUUUUGAAUGUUUCAUUCAAAGUGCAGUUAUUUGUUCAGGUGGAUAAGAGAACCUGUUUAAAACUGGCACCGUAAGUAUAUUUUAGGUCUCCCCAACUAUUGCAAACAUAAGAAAGGGAUGGUAUGUGGGCUUGCGUGUGUGUAUUUGCAACAUGGGAUGCUGUUUCCCCUCUAGCCAUUUCCAAGUAGAUUUUUGGCAGAAAAGCAGCAAGUCUGUAUGAAUGUGAAGAUUUGGUUUUUUAUUUUUUUACAGUUAACGAUUCUUCCCUUUAUUAUUAAUUGAUUAUACCUCGAUUAUGUUAUAAUGCCGGUAGUAAUUCACAUCACAAAGUGGUAAAUACUGUUCUUUAGCUUUAGCUCCUCUUCUGAUAUCAGAAUAUAGUUCAAAAUUGCAUGCAAGGAUCUGUGCUUGUGCAGCUGCCAGAUGAUCAAUGUACUUCCUCCCCAGAAUGGUAUAACAAACUCUUGCUAUCUGAUUAUUGUUUUUUGCUUGUCGUUUGCAACUGAGAAUCUAGAGUUAUGUUAAAUACUUUCUUAUCUACAGAAGGACAUGAUGGGCACAAUACAGAAAAAGUUAGAAUUGGCCAUGGAACCAAAAGUGCAGAGCUAAAAGCUCCAUUUAAAUCCCACAAAAUCUACAGGAGGUGCAUUUGAGUAAUCCAGCUGAUUUCAUUAGGACUUAAAUGGCAAAAAACAAACACAUUUUUCUGGAUUGUGCUUAUCAAGAUUGGAUUAUCCAGGUAUUCUAUUUUUUAAAAAAGAAGCAUCAAUGUGAUAGUAUCUGUAACAGAUUUUGAUUGCAGAUUUCCUAUUAAUGUUAUGUGGUACUACUGUAUAAUAUUAUGAAUUGUGAUGCUCUGAAACAUAGGUAAAAUUAUUAAAUCAAAACUAAAGUGAUGUAAAAUAGAUGAAAAUUAUGUCAAAUAUCAGUUUACAUUUUAUAUUUUUUUUAAAAAAAAUUCUGGACAAAUAUGGGUUGUAUCCAAUGUCCUACUCAGAGUAGACCCAUUGGAGUGAAUGAACAUGACUAUCAUAGAAUAGUAGAGUUGGAAGGGGCCUAUAAGGCCAUCAAGUCUCAAUGCAGGAAUCCAAAUCAAAACAAUCCCAACAGAUGGCUGUCCAGCUGCCUCUUGAAUGCCUCCAGUGUCAGAGAGCCCACUACCCCUCUAGGUUAUUGGCUCCAUUGUCAUAUGGCUCUAACAGUUAGGACGUUUUUCCUGAUGUCCAGUCGAAAUCUGGCUUCCUACAACUUGAGCCCAUUAUUCCAUGUCCUGGACUCUGGGACAAUUGAGAAGAGAUCCCAGCCCUCCUGUCUUAGGUUCAUUCACUUCAGUGGGUCUGAGUAGAACCUAGUUGAAUACAACCCUAUUUUUUCAGAGCCUGCACUACGUUGCCUUUGCUAAUUCUUUGCAAAUAAUUUCAGCUGACUUUGAGCAAAUGCUUAAACAAAAAGGUUUUUUUAAUUAUUUCCUUUUAAAAACAAACAAACCCAAAACCCAGUUCUUGGUCUAGACUCCUGACGGCAUUGCUCUCAGCUUCUUCAACACUCUCAAACCCCCGCACCACGUUAAGGUGUGCAUCCUAGAGGGGGUGCGUAAUGUUAAGAUGUAAUAAAAAUAUAGUGCAAUCCUAUAUGUAUCUACUCAGAGAGAUAAAUCAUACUGAGUAAAUAGGGCUCACUUCCAGGUAAAUAGGAAUACGAUUGCAACCUUAAGUUCAGUUAAUAAGAGUUUUCAACUUGAGCCAGAUAGUUGUAGAAAAAUUACCAACUUGCUAUGAAUGUUUUUUUAAGUGGAUUUGACACUCUGGAUUAAUAUUGAAUAGCAAUACUAUCAUUUGCACUUUCCUCUAAUGAGAAUGUUUAAAGCACUAUUAAAAUAUUGAGAUGCGUUUUCUAUAUUGUCUAAUGCACUAUCUAGAGUUGUUAUAAUUUGCAAUAAUUUUUAUAA